This is a messenger RNA of Musca domestica (house fly), 1346 nucleotides long. RefSeq names its product corepressor interacting with RBPJ 1. The record is from RefSeq and is a predicted model, not a curated record. The coding region runs from base 94 to 1191 and encodes 365 amino acids. Gene Ontology annotation, cellular component: nucleus. Gene Ontology annotation, biological process: negative regulation of DNA-templated transcription. Lineage: Eukaryota; Metazoa; Arthropoda; Insecta; Diptera; Muscidae. Gene Ontology annotation, molecular function: transcription corepressor activity. The transcript is spliced from 2 exons.
GUCGACUUACCUAUCCCUAGUAAUCUUUAUUGAGAAGAAUAUUGGACAUUGUUGGUGGCUUGUCGAGAGUUGGGACAAUACAACACACACAAAAUGGGCAAAGGAUUUAAUAAUUACAUGUGCAAAAAAUUCUUCCAUCCCGCAUCCAGGGACAAUCUGAAGCGGGUAUGGAUGGCCGAGCAGCAAGCUGAAGCUUAUAAAAAGAAGCAGGAGGAGCUUCGCAGCCAGUACGAGAAGGAACAAAAUUUGCAUGAAAACAAGGCCAUGAUAAGCAAAGAGAGCAGGGACAAACUUAGUGUGAACUUUAUGUACGAGCCUCCGCCAGGUGUACGGAAGGAACGCGAAAAGGAUGAUAAUGAGCCAGAAUACAAAUUCGAGUGGCAGCGGAAAUACAAUGCGCCUCGUGAGUCUUACUGCAAAGGUGAUACUGAAAUCCGGGACCAACCCUUUGGCAUUCAAGUCCGCAAUGUCAGAUGUAUCAAAUGUCACAAGUGGGGUCAUAUAAACACCGAUAAAGAAUGCACAAUGUACAGCAUAUCGAUGAGUGAAGCUCGAAAACUGCAUUCGGAGGCAGAAGCUGCCGAUAUCAUGACCAAAUCAGUCUUGGAAGAACAGAUGAAAAGUGAUGGUUUAAUGAUGAAACGUUCCGCCUUGGAACUGCAAAACACCAAUAGUCAAACUCAUGCUCUGGUUCCUAGCGACCCCGAGGACAAUUCCAGAUCCAAUGGCGAGGAGGAGGUCAAUCCUGAGAAAACGUUUUUGAAAUCACUUACUAAGGAGCAGAAAAUUAAACUGCUUAAAAAACUUGAGAAAAUAGAAAAACUAAAGAAAGGUAAGAGUGACAAAAGCAAGAAAAAAACAAAGUCCAAAAAGGAUAAGCGCCGUGAAAAGUCGGGAAAAAGUAAAUCAAGACACAAGAAAAAACCAAAAUCAGACAGCUCUUCGUCAUCAGACACGGACAGUGAAGACGAUUCCCGCAAUGACCAUCUCCAGGAAACCAAAAAAUACAGUGACAAAGAACUGCAUUCGCGUUCACAAGAACUAGCAAAAGAUCGGAAUGAUGGCCGUCAAAUGUCCAGAUCUAGAGAUCGUAAACAUAUAGGCAGAACAUCAAAAUCCAGAUCACGGGAACGAGGUCCCAGGCGUAGCAGAUCUAGAUCUCGAGAGCAUCAUCAACGACACAGACGUUAGAUUAUUUAAUACCUAUUUGUAAAAAAUAUAAAUCCAACCAAUAAAGAUUUUUUACAAAACAACUAAAUAAAAAAGUGGAAAAAAAAUAAAUCCAACCAAUAACGAUUUAAAAAAAAUAAUAAAAAUAAUUUUAAUUGAUAUUUAUGAAUACCAUA